Messenger RNA from Mycena citricolor, 1982 nucleotides. Lineage: Eukaryota; Fungi; Basidiomycota; Agaricomycetes; Agaricales; Mycenaceae. The record is from the annotation of a GenBank genome assembly.
UAUACCCCUUCUUCCGAUGCGCCGCCGCACGAUCCAGUACCUGGUCGUCCUUGCCGUCGUCGUCGUCUGUGCCCACUUCUACUUUAGCCCGGACCCAUUGUCGCUGCCACAUACACCGGACUGGCUCGACCUCGAUUACCGACCUGGAUACGCUGGCGCUGACGCAGGGAAAGGCGUUUUAGGCGUAGCUUUGCCGCCGGUGCAGGGUGUGGGGGAGGACUCGGGCAAUAUUCGAGUAGGAGCUGGAAAGACUUCGGGUAUCAAGGAAGUAGGGGCCGGGGCAGGAGCGGUGCCCGCUGGCUCGGGGCAUGGGAUGGGCGCAGAUAUUGAAAAAAGGGAGUCGGUUGUUGGUGCGUUCAAGUAUGCCUGGUCUGCAUACGAGCGCGACGCGAUGGGCUUCGACGAAUACCAUCCCAUCUCGCGUCGGGGCUCCAAUCUCGCUGGAGCAAACGGGAUCGGGUACACCGUCGUCGACGCGCUCGAUACGAUGCUACUCAUGGGGCUCGAGGACGAGUACGGUCGUGCCCGCGCCUGGGUUGAGAAGAGCCUCGACUUCAGCAAAGGUGGAUACGUCAGCACAUUCGAGACAACGAUCCGUGUCCUCGGCGGACUGCUCUCGGCGUACCACCUAUCCGGCGACUCUCUGUACCUGCGACAUGCAUCGGACCUUGGCACGCGGCUCUCGAAGGGCGCCUUUGGAGGCUCGCCGUCGGGGAUGCCAUACCCUCAAGUCAACCUCGGGCCAAGUGCAGGAUUGGGAGCGGGCAUCAGUGUGUCAGAAGUGUCGACGCUGCAACUCGAGUUCCGGUACUUGGCUCACCUGACGGACGAUGAGGACAUGUGGUGGAAGGCGGAAAACGUCAUGUUGUUGCUCAAUCGAGGAAGGCUGGAAAAUGGCCUCGCGCCUUACGCUCUAGAUAUGGCCACAGGAGAGUAUGCCAUGAGCGGUAUUCGGAUGGGAAGUAACGCGGAUUCAUAUUAUGAGUAUCUACUGAAACAAUAUCUACAAACUAAUCAAACGGAACCCGUAUACCUGCAGAUGUACGAGGACUCGAUGCAGGGCAUUAACGACCAUCUCUUGAAGCGCACCCCUGGUGGCGUGAGCUAUAUCGCAGAACUCCUGCGCUCGCCAGGCAAGGACUGGAAAAACUCGUGGACACCAUCACCAAAACAAGAACAUCUUGCGUGCUUCCUAGCCGGCUCACUCAUGCUAGGCGCCACCCGAGUACAUCUGCGACCGGGUGUCUCGCGAGCGUCGAUUCCCCCUAACCUUGACGAAGAGCUGACUUUGACUGGUCGCCGCGACUGGAUGAACGGCGUCCGCAUCCUCGAUGGGUGCAUGGAUACGCACAAGACUAAGACCGGCCUGUCCCCCGAAGGCGUCAAUUUCCGGACGGAGAAUGACAAGCCUAUGGAUCGAGAAUGGUAUAUCCGGGACUGGACACCAAAUAGCCGAAAUCCCGUUUACGACGCCCGUUACAUGCUGCGUCCGGAGAUAUCCGAAUCCGUCUUUCUUGCAUGGAGGCUCACAGGCGACCAAAAGUACCGCGAUCACGCAUGGAAUAUCUUCUCUGCGAUCCAAAUGUACUGUCGGUUGAAGAGUGGUGGGUAUGCCACCGUCUUGGACGUGGAUAGCGUCCCCGUGACGCACUUGGACAAGCAGGAGACGUUCUUCUUGAGCGAGACACUCAAGUAUCUGUUCAUGAUUUUCGCGGACGAGAAUGUUUUGGAUCUCCAUCAGGUUGUCAUCAACACCGAGGCACACCCUUUACCCGUGUUCAAACCCACUAUCAAGCCCAAGUUCACGCACUACCAGUGAAAGGACUAGCGUUCGAUCAGCCUUCAUAUCUACUGUCACCUCUCCAUACUCAUAAAAUCAGCGCAAUAUCACAGCUAACUUAAUCUACAAACAUUAUUCGACCCCGCUUACGCCGCGUGGCUGUUUCAGACAGUUCGACCGAAUUGUAAAGAUCCUCUGAGAA